This is a messenger RNA of Danio rerio (zebrafish), 3403 nucleotides long. NCBI's taxonomy places the organism in Eukaryota, Metazoa, Chordata, Actinopteri, Cypriniformes, Danionidae. The record is from RefSeq and is a predicted model, not a curated record.
UGUAAAAUAAUUUUAUUUGUAUUUUGUAAUAGUCACAAUGUUAUCAAAAAGAAAAAAAGAAACAUUAUAUAAUCGUAGAAUACAGAUAAAAUUAAAUGCAUCUAUUUAACUGCGAGUGAAAAAAAUACUAGCUCCGCCUCCCGGAAUGACGUCAUCUGCGCGCGUUGAGUUGAGGGAGAGGCAGAAUCACAGCGUGAGAGAGGAGUGAAACGAGAGAAACGUGAACAGCUGAAGCGAGCUCGCGGCCCGCGUCGUGUAUAGCUGUAAAAUUUGAGAAAUUAGAAGUAAAACAAGCAGUUGAAACUUGAUUUAGUUGCUGUAAUAUACUACUGUCCGUACUCAAACCCCCAAUCGCGUUUGGACCAAGGACAGGAAUCGUCUGAAGCACAGAUCUGAUUAGGCUGUAUUUUUUUUUUGGUUCAUAAGUGAUUUUUCCUUCAACUAUAACUACUAUAUUUCUUGGUUGGGUUUUUUUUUUUGUGUGUUCUUUUCCUCUGUUUUUGUUUUUCCAUCUCCUCUGUUCGUGAUCCUGACACCUGACAUUUGGAGUGUGGAGUUCUAGAAGUCCAAAGUAUUCUUGUUUCUGCCAUCUUGGAGGACAUUCGCUGUUGGUGGAAACUGGCGAGCCGCCCGGUUUUAUGGAACCAAUAUUUCGUGUUGCCCAAUUCAUCUGAUUGGUAGGAAAUUUGAGUUUAUAUUUUCCAUCGUCUAUCGGACACAGGAACGACUGGAAGCCAGAGUCAUAUUUAGUUCUAUUUUUCUGGAACUGAGCUACUAAUCAGUGUUAAAACAAAACACUGCAACGGGUGCAUUAUAAACAUUUGAGUUUAUUAAACUGAACUUGAACAUUUCGCAACCAAAGAGGUGACCAAUCAUAUUUGUUUGAUGGACUAGUGAAUCAUUUAGCCGAAUCACUUUGGUAUCUGACAAGAAAUUAUUUUCUGGGUUCAAUUUUCUAGCCGUUUUUUUCCCUAAUUGAAGUGUUUCAAUUAUUACUAUGGUCUUACUUACCUGAGGAGUGCUGAAGUUGUUUAUAUUUACCUUUUACAUUUUGUUUUUGUGAAGAAAACACUUGACAUAGUGUGAAAAGCCUUUAUUUUAUUUUAUUACUUUAUAUUUGGGGAAAUAUACAUUUCAAAGUCCAAAUUUGAGAAUAAUUAGUUUGUUAUUUUAUUUAAUUUAUUUCAUUUCUCACUAAUAUUUACAAUAUAAAUCAUAUAUAUUUUGAUACAAAAAUUCCUGUCUUGUGUCAUCAUUUCCCUUGUCUUGCUGCAAAGUUGGCUCCAGAGCGAACUUAACUUCUGAUAACUUGGUCCAAAGUUGAUAGUAUAAUAUUGUAAUUUCCUUGGUUUCUAUAUCGUGCGGGUUACAGUAAAGUUGGCGAGCCAGCCAGGAGUCUAAUUAUUGCAGCAAGGGUGUCAAACAACAAGAAAAAGGGAAUUCUAUCAGUAGCAAACCGUUUUAAAAAAUUGAGCUGUCAUAAUGGAUGUCGUAAGACGAGAAAAUAUAACUGUAGCGAACUCUCUCAUAGUAAGCGGUCUAACGUUAACUGAGUUAGAUAAUGAGCUGGAAGCAUAUUUGCUGAGAUACGGCUCUAUUCGUCGCAACGUGAUAAUUGAUGACCCAGCAUCAGACUUUCACAAGCUGCUGAUUGUGGAGUUUAAUGAAAACUCUGCGUUUCAAACUUUGCAUCCCCAUUUGCCCCUGACUUUGGGAAGUCUUUCUGAUCCAAGCAUUACCUUUCGGGUACGCGCUUUAGCCGCUGUGUGUGACCCACCUGUCGUUAGCACUGCCACUGAAGGGUACCUUGAGCAAUUGAAGGCCAUAGCCAAAGAGAGUGGAAGGCCUUUCCAAACCGUGUUGCAGGAGGAGUUAGAGAAACUUAAAGAAACUCAUUCAGUAGACCAAACUCUAGCAGAAUCUCAAAAGAUAGAGGUUGCUGACACACAGUCUAGAGAUAACACUCUGAUUUCUGAGUCACCUAAUGUAGCAGAGAUAGACCCCCAAGAUUCCGAAUCCAAAAACCCAACCAAGAAUAGAAUCAUUUAUGUGUCCCCGCCUUUACCCGAAACUACCGCUGAUGAUAACCUUACAACAGUUUUUCCUUCCUCUUCGACAAACAUAAUGGGCGAUGCCCAGGUUCAAAGAAUGGUAGUUGAGCAUGUAGUAAAAACGAGUGAUGCCAUGAUGUCUCAGCAGACAUCCAUUCGUCUUAGGGUCUUUUCAGGGAAGAGUCCCCGCCCCCCUAACGAACCUGAUUAUGACACCUGGCGUGCCAGUGUUGACUAUUUGCUUAAUGACCCAUCUAUUUCAGACCUGCAUAGAACACGUAAAAUCCUGGACAGUCUCUUACCUCCAGCCGCAGAUGUAGUUAAACAUGUGCGUCCCCCAGCCCUUCCUGCUGUCUAUCUUGAGUUGCUGGAGUCCGUUUAUGGUUCUGUUGAAGAUGGAGACGAACUGUUAGCAAAACUAAUGGGUACUUUUCAGAAUCAAAAUGAAAAAUCAUCCGACUAUCUCCAUCGCCUUCAAGUCCUGUUAAGCGCAGUAAUCAGGCGAGGUGGUAUAAAAGAGAGUGAACGUGACCGUUAUCUUUUAAAACAGUUCUGUAGAGGGUGCUGGGAUAGCCGCCUGAUUGUUGAUCUUCAGCUUGAGAAAAAAGAGGGCCAGUUACUUACCUUCGCUGAAUUAACCAUACUAAUUCGAACUCAGGAAGACAAAAAUGCUUCUAAGGAGGAGCGUAUGAGGAAACACUUUGGGAUGACAAAGCCAGCAAAUGUUUACCCAAAGACACGAGCUAUCUCAAACCAAGUAUCAGCUUGUGCAUGCGACGUGUCUAGCACUUAUAGUUCCGAAGCAGGAUCUUUAAAGAAACAAGUCGCAGAAAUUCAAGCUCAAGUCGCCACUUUAAAACAGUCUCCUGAUAAAAAGAGUAUUAAAGGUCAAUCAGAAAGGGCUGAGUUAGUUGCUUUAAAGAGGACUGUUGAAGACCUUUGCGUUCAGGUGGCUGCUGUAAAAGCAUCUGUUGCUGAGGGACUAAAAGGGAACAAUCCAGAGCAAUCAGAAAUUGCCAGAUUGCAGCGACAGGUAGCAGAGCUACAAGCACAAGGUAUUGUACAGAAAGCAUAUCAAGCUCCUCAUAUGCAGAGAUCUCCUGGAACUGAAAUUGGCAGAGCUCUCAAGAAAGAGCCUUUAAGAACUAACAGACCUAGGCCAGGGUACUGUUUUCGAUGCGGAGAUGAUGGGCAUUUGGCAGUCAACUGUGAAAACCCUGCAAAUCCUCCAAAAGUUGAGGAAAAGCGGCUCAAGCUGAGAGAGCAGCAGCAUCAGUGGGAUAUCCUACAUGGAAGACCCGCCCAGUUUUUAAACUAGGUGAGGUCUCUAUAGCGGGGCAUAUGGAGGCCAA